AUGCGGUUUACAACUUUCACGCUUGCCGUGGCGACGACUGUCCUCGCGCAGCGUCCCAGCGACACGCCCAUCUGCGACUACUACACCACGGCGCUUCUGAAGGAGAACAAUGCGACCAACCAAGCCACUCUUCUGACACUGCUGGUCAACACGGUCGUCAUCGGGAACUAUACGAUGCCCAACACGGGUGUCAUGGUCCCUGGUAUCCUGGCCAAGGGCAUGCAGGACGGCGAAGAAGUGAACCUGCUGCCAUACUUCAGCGGAGGCCUCAACAGCACCAACAAGAACGGGAAGGCAGGCGUCGUCAACUUCUUGGACGGAGGCGGCGCGGAGCCACUGAAGAAGAACAUGCCGGCCAACGACAAUAGUUCUCGGCAAUACUUCCUCCUUACCCAUCUGUAUCAGUUCUUUGGCUCUCUGCUGGGCUGCACCAUGCAGGGCAUGACGGGUUUCGACGCUUACAUGGGCCGCACGUCCAUGUACGAGGUCCACAAGUUCAUGGGCCUGGGCAAGGCCGAGGUGGACUACUUCAUCGCGCAAGUCGCCCUUGCCGCCCAGUCCUUCGGCGUCACCGACGACGACGUCAAGGCCGUCGGCGAGGCGCUCAACAACGCCUUCAACAUGCGCUGCGCCGCGCCCAUGGCGGUCCUCAAGACGGCCAGGCCGCAGCUCCAGGCCAUCUGCAUCGCCGACGACUGCCCCAAGGCCAAGAACGCGACGUGCGACGCCUACGCCAAGGUGACGGAGCCGCAGCCCGUGUCGUCCAUGAUGUCGAGCAUGACUGGUUCCUCGACGAUGAUGCCCACGGGUACGAUGACGAGCGGCAGCAUGACGGGCACGAUGACACCCACAGGGACUGCUACUGAGAGCUCUGUGCCUACGGCCGGGGCUGGCCAGGUGGGCCUCAAUGUUGCCGCCGCGGCCGCCGGUAUCCUUGCCUUUGCGCUUUAA
This is a messenger RNA of Purpureocillium lilacinum, 951 nucleotides long. RefSeq lists its product as uncharacterized. The record is from RefSeq and is a predicted model, not a curated record. Gene Ontology annotation, molecular function: oxygen binding; heme binding. NCBI's taxonomy places the organism in Eukaryota, Fungi, Ascomycota, Sordariomycetes, Hypocreales, Ophiocordycipitaceae.